Molecule: messenger RNA, 2218 nt
Organism: Guyanagaster necrorhizus
Lineage: Eukaryota; Fungi; Basidiomycota; Agaricomycetes; Agaricales; Physalacriaceae
Exons: 5
Coding region: 95-1963 (622 amino acids)
Biological process (GO): regulation of DNA-templated transcription
Molecular function (GO): zinc ion binding; DNA-binding transcription factor activity, RNA polymerase II-specific
Source: RefSeq, a predicted model, not a curated record
CUGUCUUCCCAUACCUUCAUCGCGCCCUACACUGUACACCAAGCUAUCCUUUUCCUCUCAUCUUUGUUACCAUUCGUCGUCCCCACUUAAUGUCAUGCCUGCUGCCAAGAACGGCAUCAAGAAGCACGGAGCGCCCAAAGCCAAAGGCUCUGUACGCGCAAAGUCCGGCUGUUACACUUGCAGAAUUCGAAGAAAGAAAUGUGAUGAAGAUCGCGACGAGCAAGGCAAUUGCAGGUCCUGUGUUCGCUUGAAGCUCCAGUGUCUUGGUUUCGGUUCUAAACGGCCUGAAUGGCUCAAGGAACAACACACUAAGCUGCGGGCGGACAUUAAGAACUUCCUCGCAGGCAAUGGCAUGAUUAAAGGUCAUGCAAGUUCCAAUGGUCGGGACAGCAACCCAGAUCAGAUCCUUCUUCUCCGCCAGGAGGACGACUCUAUGUCUUCCUCCGAGAGCCCUGACUCCAGAAAUGUCGACCUACCCAUGGUUGGAGGCGAGUACUCCAGGAACACCUCUGCCAUGCGCGACGAACCUUGGUCUGCUGUUGCCAGCACCUACGUUGACGCAGCAUAUACCGAAGACGCUCUGGAGUUGCAGCUACGGCAUGAAUCUCCUUAUGAUAACGAUCCCCAGGCGUACGAUAUAAUGCACUACCCUAAUAGCCUACCCGGAUGGUCGGGUGCGAAUCCUUCAAUGCGAAGCAAUCUUGCUCCUUCCUACAACCUUCUUUUCACAAUGCCUGAUGAUGAUAUAUACUUCGACUCCGGCCCAUACUAUCCUACCCCUCCAAUGAUUCCUGGAGGAUCUGCUGAUGAACUCGUCAAUCACUAUCUCGAUGUUGUUGUUGGUAUGCAAUUCCAACUGGCCGACAAAAUCAGAUUGCCUCAAGUUAUAUACGACGCCGUCGAAGGUGAUUGUUAUCGAAAUGCAGCCCGUCUUCUGGCGUUCAUACACCGAAGACGCGAAGCUGUGCCUUCGGUGCCCGCGCUGCAAGACAACACCCCGAGGCGCCAGUACGAUGAACUCAAGCUUGUCUUAAGCAGAGGUUCGUCGUACACCGAGGACGAGGCCAUGGCGUCGUUGACUGUUAUCUCGUCAUUCCUCUUUGACGGUGGAAAGGGAGAAUGGCAACGUUGGCUAGAGGUAGCGUUCAACUAUUCGCGCAUGGUCCUCGAUCGUUACAUGUCUCCCCGUGAGGCUCUGAUAUCGUGCACCGAGAAGGAACGCUUUCUCGUGAAAACAGCCAUCUGGUUCGAUGUCCUGGCGUCAGUAACGACGCAACAUCCGCCGCUCUUCUUAGCCAUCAUCAGAGAACUGUUCGCUCCUGACGCGAGUGGGAUUACCGAGCUCUACGAAUCCAUCCCGACUGAGCUUUCGAUGAUGACAGUAAUGGGAUGUGAAAGCCGUAUUGUCUGGGCAUUGGCGGAGACAUCGUCUUUGGCAUGUUGGAAACAGCAUCAACUCAGCAACGGCGUGUUAAGCGUUCCUUCAUUAGUCUCAAGGUCUCAACCGAUUGACCUUUGCCUUUCCGAACCUCUUGCAUUUCCUAGGGCUCACAUCGGCGUUGAUGAGGCGCGCAAUCGUUCUUCUGAAAUCUUCCGGACAUCAGCGCGCGUUUAUCUACGCUCAGUCGUAUCUGGCGACCAUCCUGGUGUAGCAGAGAUCGCAGCUUCGGUCCAGGAUGCCUUGAAUGUGCUCAGCGAUAUGAACCGUUGCUGCUCUGCCCCUGUUCGCACCGCCGUUGUUCGAAGCACUGUAUUUGCCUUCUUCGUGUGCGGCUGCCUGACAGAUAAUACGUCGCACCGCAAUAUCCUUCGUGCUCAACUCGCUGGGGAAGGAUGUGUCGGUAACUGUACCGCACUGGUACAGCUACUUGACAAAGUCUGGGACAUCCGGAGUGGGAUGAGCCGGAAGGACCCUGUUCCUUGGCGUCAAAUUCUGCACAAGGAAAAAAUGCUCCUGGUAUAAGUAUUUUCAAUCGGCUUCUCGUUUUCCAUCUCUAUGUUUUCACCAACUUUGGACUCGGAGAAUAGAUAGUAUCGAGUCCUGCCGCUUACAUGUCGAGCAAGUCUGUUACUCAUAUACCUGGCCUCACUGGCUUGUAAAAGAUGCAUCCCACUAUAGUAUAAGUAUAACAUCGUAACAUUACCACUAGCAAUUACAACGCAUUGGAUCGUCGUCGGGUGCCGAAAGCAUGGAGCAGUAGUGACUCGCGAUGACCAC